AUAAAUAAAAUAAAUAAAAUAAUAUGUUUAGGGAAAACAAACAUGGCUAUUCAUAACGCAAUACUGUCGAUCCGAUAACGUGUAAAAUAAAUAAAUCUUUUUCACCUCACAGUAUAAAACAAAGAUCUCGAUAAAGUCAACAUUAUGAAAAUGGAUAUAAAAAUAGUGGCGGUGAUACUUAUAUCACUGGGUGCGACUGUCCUAUCGAUAACAGCUGCAAAGGAAUUUAUACAAAUUGAGGAACUGCGCCAACAAAUACUACGCAUUGGUAAUGAACAUGAAUCGGAAUCCAGCAUUAAUAGGAAGGAAGAAACGCUUUUGAAUCUCGUGAAGAGAUAUAAGAACAUAGGUGACGAUAUAGACCGUUGGUUCCCACGGAAUCUCGAGCAAUACCUCGGCGUACUUAACACGGUUUGGUUAUGGGCACGUACGCAGGCGGAAAUGCGAAGUAUCGAAGGCAUUUACAUGACCUUUAGGAAGAUGCAGCGAGAUCUGAUCGAUAAGCAGGAAACGCUCGAUGACAAGCAGUGGUCUAACUUUGCAAAGACUGUGUUGAACGACGCUAACGCCUCAAUACCGCCAGCUCAAGAAAGAAUUGCCGAUUUUAUUGUUAAUCAGAGAUUGUUCGUGUCAGCCUAUAAGGAAGCGUCAAACCAAAUAUGCAACACGGAACAGUCUUCACAGCAGCUACUGUACAAUCUUUACAAGACUAUUGCUCUCAUAGAGAUCAAGGGUUACACAAUGAUGCAAUUUUCAUUGACUUUUUUAAAGUUUUACAAAAUAGGUAAUUUCACAAAGGAAAUGGAAGAGAUACAAGAACAAUCUAUAUCUAGAGCAUCAGAAAUGCUUCGUGCCGUAAAAAUGGCUAUGGCUAUAGCGCCGAGGGAUAUUUGGAAGUGUGAUCCUAGCAAGCACAAGCCUGAGAGUACCUUUACCAACAUUAAAAUGGUUCAAGGGUAUAUUGUAAACGAAGUUGAUAUGAAUCCCCUAGGAACGUGUAAGGAAAAUUGCGAGUACUAUAGCUAUUCUAGGGUAUACGGAUGCUACCAAAAUCAGUUUUGUAAUGAACAGCGGCCUUGCAAUGGAAAAUUGGUCAACUGCCAAUAUGUCGAUUCGGAUAUGUGGAUAUGUCCGUCGGAAAGUAAGAGCGAUCGGCGAUACGAGUAUGUCGAGUACGAGAAUGGCAGGACGUACGGCAAGAAGGGUACCUGCAAUCAAGGUACAACGAAGGUCGACAGUUGGUGGCGUUGGCUAUUUUGGCAUUGCAGUUACUGCAUGUGCUUCUGCGAUGAUCAUAAUUCCAGCUCCCAUAGGUACUUCAAUUUGCGGGAUGUCAGCUCCGACGUUCAAGAUAACAAGGUCGUUACAGGGAUGAAACUGAUAAAACGAAAUCAAAUAAUUCACAUACAGAUUCAGCAGGGAAAGCUACUUCCAUAUGGAGGUAUAAAUAGCAGUACCAUCGAGUGGAAAGAAGCUGAUAAUUAUUCUAUUACCGAUCAAAAUAUCAAGGAACACGUUGACUAUCAUACGAUUAUGUGGGAAAAGAGAGCUAUAGAUUUGGAUGACCUUGAUGCGCCAGAAGGUCAUUUACUUACUGGACUUAAGUUCAGAAUCAUUGGUGCUCAUUUAAAUCUCGAGAUUCGAACGACACCUUUUAACUUUACUUCGGGAAAACUUAUCCCAGAAAAAAGCCUUUGGGAUUCACAUGACAAUACAGAAGCAAGCGAAAUGUAUGGUCUAAAUGGUGAAAUACAUCAAGUGAAAAAACGAAUCGAAUUGCAGCUCAACAAACCCGAUAUUCCAACGCGAUCUUUGGCCCAAUCGGUAAUUGACUCACAGACAAAUCAAUUUUUAUUAUUUCAACCUACUGAUUUAGAAAAGGAUGCUGCGCAGAAUACCGUACCUUUCAUAGAUAUACAGCCAGUCAUACCUAAUCCACCGAUGCCUUUAUCAGGUGCUGGCAUUUUCCAUAAAGGUCGCGAAGGUUACGGAGGCUUCUUAGCUCUCAAGGCCAUUACGUACAACUUUGAGCCACACAUGCAUGCUGAAAGUUCGCUUUCGGUGCCCGUUAAUUCGAAGAACGAUGACAGUGUAAACAACGUUUAAAGGAUAUUAAAUAUUUAAA
Ceratosolen solmsi marchali is the source of this 2125-nucleotide messenger RNA. RefSeq names its product chemokine-like protein orion (gene orion). NCBI's taxonomy places the organism in Eukaryota, Metazoa, Arthropoda, Insecta, Hymenoptera, Agaonidae. The record is from RefSeq and is a predicted model, not a curated record. The transcript has 7 exons. Bases 145 to 2106 code for a protein of 653 amino acids.